AUGGAAGUUACCGUACCCUAUCCUACCGGAUUUCAUCCCCGGACCGUGACCGAAAUUAAGCAAUGGCAGGAAUUUGUGCGAGGUAGAAAACGGACGAACCUCUUCACGUUUGUAGGGGGAAAGCGUGGAUCUAUAAAGAACGACUUCAGGGCUUUGCUGCUGGAUCACUGUUACAACGAAUCUGAUUCGUGCAAAGCUAUAGAUUGUGCAAAGACAGCUUGCUUGGACAGCUCUACAGCGGUUCUUGAAAUAUUUCUGAGCUCAGACUUCUGUUUGCAGCCCAGAGAAAGGAUUGUGGGUCAGUACGUGUUGUUUAUGUCCAGUGAAUUGGAGCCUUUCUCGGUUUUUAUACACAGGAAUCGGGUAAGGAAUGGGACUUCGAUAAGGAAAGUAUUGGAGGGAUAUAGUGGAGAAGCUAUCAAGAGGAUGAGGAACACGGUAAUUAACAUGAUUCCAAGGAUUUCGUACAGCUUUUCUGGAGGAAGACCUGGCAAUCUCAAAGAUGCGUUUGAUAUAGCUGUGGAGGAAAUGCUAAGAAGAAUAGUUUCAAAUAAGCCAAGCCUUGAGGGACCAUCAUCAUGA
Messenger RNA from Coffea eugenioides, 582 nucleotides. Its product is annotated as xyloglucan galactosyltransferase XLT2-like. Bases 1 to 582 code for a protein of 193 amino acids. The record is from RefSeq and is a predicted model, not a curated record. Lineage: Eukaryota; Viridiplantae; Streptophyta; Magnoliopsida; Gentianales; Rubiaceae. Gene Ontology annotation, molecular function: galactosyltransferase activity. Gene Ontology annotation, biological process: xyloglucan biosynthetic process. The transcript is spliced from 2 exons.